GAUCAAAAGCACUAUCAGCAACUAGGCUCGUGCCAUCACACCCUGAUAAGGUGACAUAUGGCCCUCUAUCAACCCCCGUCUACGAAUGGAAAAGAGUUGUGUCAAUAUAUUUGGCUGCCGCAUUAGCCAUUGAUAAGCGCCAAUUCUCACCCCUUUGCUGUUAACGUUUAAUGCGAGACGAGCAACCGAGGGCAAAUACAGAUGGGCCCUGCGUUUUGACGGAUCAACAUCUGUGACCAACUGAGCUGGGCACCUGUUGCAUAUGCAAAUCCGGAAGCAAUGGAGCAGCAGUGCAAAACUCCUUCUCCACGCAUCAAGAGGUUUAAGGCCAACGCUCGAGAAAGGCACAGGAUGCACAUUCUUAACGCAGCCCUUGAUCGUCUCCGCAGCUGCAUGCCUGUUGCUUGUCACUCGCAGAAACUUUCAAAGAUCGAGACUCUUCGACUGGCCAGUAACUACAUUUUUGCGCUCUCUGCCGUGGCGCAAGGUUCAAACGACCCUCUGGCAUUUGCCCACACCCUAACCAGAGGGAUCAGCCAGGCAACCUGCAAUUUGAUUGCCAACUCCUUGAAUACUAGUCUUCAAACCCUGCACUUAAAUGGCAGCACCACGACAACGGCCAACGAACACUCGAGCUAUGUCGAAACUUGGCAGGCAAAGUUAGGCCACCAAUUGCAAAAUUACAACCAAGAAGAAAAUCAGUCUUUGGUACCAUGCAUGUACUAAACUGGUACUAAAGAAGUGGAAAUUUACAAGAAAUUGUUCUAGUCAAUAUAUAUUUUUGA
This is a messenger RNA of Neocloeon triangulifer, 785 nucleotides long. Its product is annotated as neurogenic differentiation factor 1-like. The record is from RefSeq and is a predicted model, not a curated record. Gene Ontology annotation, molecular function: protein dimerization activity. The transcript has 3 exons. Bases 280 to 726 code for a protein of 148 amino acids. Lineage: Eukaryota; Metazoa; Arthropoda; Insecta; Ephemeroptera; Baetidae.